Molecule: messenger RNA, 873 nt
Organism: Argiope bruennichi
Lineage: Eukaryota; Metazoa; Arthropoda; Arachnida; Araneae; Araneidae
Gene: Roc2
Product: RING-box protein 2-like
Exons: 3
Coding region: 447-794 (115 amino acids)
Biological process (GO): protein ubiquitination; ubiquitin-dependent protein catabolic process
Cellular component (GO): Cul5-RING ubiquitin ligase complex; nucleus
Molecular function (GO): zinc ion binding; ubiquitin protein ligase activity; cullin family protein binding
Source: RefSeq, a predicted model, not a curated record
GCACAGAAAAGUCUCAACAAUAGGGUUGCACAUACAUACUAAAGUAAUUUGUUGCCAAUGCAAUAAAAAUGAUAGCGAUUACACUUCAAAUCUGGCAAGUAAGGAACCCAAUGGAAGGAUUCGGGCGGAGUUAACUCCUACUGAAAUGCAUUUUUCAACCAAUGAAUUGAAAUAAUUUAUCUUGAGACAACCUCAUUAUAACAAUUUAGUUGAUCAUUACUGGUACGAUUGUGUAGUGUAUUUGUAUUUGUAUGUACGAUUGUGUAGUGUAUUAAUUUCAGCAAACUAUUGUGGUAUUCGUGAAUUUUGAUUAUUGUUAACCCGGCAAAAGCGAAGAACCACGAUUCUGGAGUAUACAUCGGAGAACACUUUCCUUCCUUGAGUAAACGUAUCGAUAUUUAUUUACAAUUUUGGUUAUAACUGCGAAGAAGCAGUUUAUUUUAAAAAUGGCUCAUAAUAAUGAUGAAACCUCUAUUAAUGAAGAUGAAGAAAUGAAUGAUCGUGAAUUUGAAAGUAAUGAUCAGAAACCCGAAAAAAUGUUUACUUUAAAGAAAUGGAAUGCUGUCGCUAUGUGGAGUUGGGAUGUUGAAUGUGACACUUGUGCUAUUUGCCGAGUCCAAGUUAUGGAUGCAUGUUUGAGAUGCCAGGCUGAAAAUAAACAGGAUGAUUGUGUUGUUGUUUGGGGUGAAUGCAAUCAUUCAUUUCAUAAUUGCUGUAUGUCAUUAUGGGUAAAGCAGAAUAACAGAUGUCCCUUAUGUCAGCAAGACUGGCUUGUCCAAAGAAUAGGAAAAUAAUUAUGUAUAUAUUUUAACAUGCAUUGUAUAUUGUUUUUAAAUUACUUAAUAAACUAAUAUCUUUUUUUCCCUCUCAGAA